Dermacentor silvarum is the source of this 2722-nucleotide messenger RNA. Its product is annotated as cell death-inducing p53-target protein 1. The record is from RefSeq and is a predicted model, not a curated record. Gene Ontology annotation, molecular function: zinc ion binding. Lineage: Eukaryota; Metazoa; Arthropoda; Arachnida; Ixodida; Ixodidae. The coding region runs from base 615 to 1082 and encodes 155 amino acids. The transcript is spliced from 4 exons.
ACACAAGCAGCAGCCGACGCGUUCGGUUUUGUUUAGAGCAAGGCGCGGCCGUACCUUGAACAGCCGUGCGCAACGCAUUGCGACGUUGGUUGGUGGUUUUGCUGCAGGAAGUGCGUCCCCUGCGAGCGUACUUAAUCUGGCUUUUACUGCCAGGCGUGGGCCGUGCUCUCGCGUCACCUGCUUUGCACCUCUCGGCUUGUUAUAUGCGGGAGUCGUUGAACAAUAAGGUGCCCCAAGGCGAAGCUUGGCCUGCAUAGCUUGCUCACCCACCUUAACGCCAGCUGUUGCGGCGACUCUGUUCACACAGUGCCGUCAUGCCUCCCUCCUCCUCUAUCCACCUGUGUGACUCUUGGCUCGCGCUUCCCCUUUUUUUAUUUCAUUCUUUUGGAUCUCUCUUCAAUGAGGACAAUGUGUGAGAAAGGGUGCACCGAAGGACGGGAAAAGGCAGACCACUGUCACCUGCCAGACUUGUAGGCACAACUGUGGCUGCUGUUAAGGGAUCGAGGAGCAAAGUCUCUUUCCUUGGUGUCUGUGCUGAAUCAUCUUAAGUGGCACGCUGAGUGAUUUGAAUGAGAUUCACCAGACUGGCAUGAUGGUCCAGCGGAAAAAAGGACAUGGCAGCAGAGCCGACCAAGGUCCUGCCCCCCGGCUAUGCUGAGCCACCACCAUCUUACCAGGCCUCCAUGCAAGGCUUCCAACCCACCCCUGGCUUCCCUCCGACAGGUAUGCAGCCCCCACCGCCAGGAUUUGCAGCGUCAGCUCCCCCUGGUGGUGCUCCUGGUGGCCCCGCGCCCUAUGCAGCAUGGCUCCCACAGGGCACGGCUGUGCCCACCAUGGUGGUCAACGUGGCCGAAUGGGGUCCCUACCCCGUGCAGCUGACCUGCCCCAACUGUAGGGCACACGUGCUAACGGCCACGUCAACACGUCCAGGCCUGCUCACCUGGCUGCUGUCAGGCGCCUGUGUCCUCUUUGGUUGCUGGCUGGGUUGCUGCCUGAUCCCGUGCUGCAUCCCUGAGUGUCAGGACGUGGACCACUACUGCCCAAGUUGCAAACGGCACCUAUGCACCUACCGCAGACUCUGAGGCAUGUCCGGUCGGCUAGGACACUUGACCGCAGUCUGGCAACGACGGGGACCAUCAACAGCCACCCGGCAGCUUCCCUCCAGCAUUUUGCGCACCACAGUUGUUGCUGGGAGCCUUCCGCAUGAACCCAUGCUGACCCCUCUUCCCGCGACAGCACCAUACGGUAGACACUAGAAGCUUGUGCCUGAACGACGGCGCUUGCUGAAGACGGGCGAUUUUUUGUCGCUUGCUGUUUCAUAAAACUACCCCACCCACCAGUGCGCGUCGCAAGACGCCUUCCUUUCGGCAAUUUUUGUGGCAAUGUGCGCCCUUAUUUUUCUCGCGGAACAGAUAAGUGGAAAAAUAAGAAACCAACAUCUGUCUUUUAAAAGAUGCGUAGAUACUCCAAGAUGCAUAAAAUGAUGUUCCUUCCAGCUCCUCACACAGCACAUCGUAAGUAGGUGUAGUUUGAAAGGCUGAAGAGCUGCAAAAGGAUUGUUGAAAUGCAUUUUUCUUUACCCCGGAGGAAGUGUGGAACUGCUAUCUAGUAGCCUGCAAGUUAUUUCCCCGGGGAGACUGGCGCCUUCGGAUGCAGAAUGGCUGCUUGAAGGAAUCGUCGAAUACUUGAAACCAUGUGUGUACUUGUUUGCCUGUAAAGAUUCUUUUUUUCUUCCUGUGACUUUAUGUGCUUGUCACCGAGAUGACCGAUCUCUUUCAUUGUGAUGCAAAAUGAGUUUGAAAGUUUAUUUAACAUAAGUAAGUUAUACAAUUAGAAACUACACACUUUUGGGACCCAACAAUUUUGUUAAAGGGUCCCUACUGAUUGUUAUAAAGGAAAAAGCACUUCUAUAGCAGCUGUUAUCUUACACUCAGAAAUCACAUAAAACAGAAGCAGCUGAAAUAACUAAAAAAAAAGAAAAGCAACAAAAAAGAAAAUACAUUAAUAGAGAAAUAUUUGACACAUAAGUAAUAAAUGUUUCUAACAAUUUUCUUCCUCGCAUCAAAAAAUAUCAGCAGAGGAAAAGAAAAAAGGAGCAUGGUGCAGUUCCAGCAGAAGGUUCAUCCAACAUAUCCAGCACGUGGUUGCUCAGUGCUCCUAGCAUCAACUGGUAGCACCGAAUUGUGUUCUCCUUGCAUGAUGAAGAGCCCCUCAGCAUUUACAACAAAUGAUGGAGUCAACAGAGCAAAUAUAGACAGAGAGCUGAGGAGAUUUUUUGCAGAGCGGCAGUGCGAAUACUGAUGCUGCGACUCCAAGAUUUGGUGUCGACAAACAACAAAGGGCAACAUUGCCUGGCUAGCAGGGGGAACAUGAGGGCACAUUGAAUGGUGCACAUCAUGAAGUUCACCUGUGAAGAAUUGUGUUCCACAGUGCAACUGCUUCUCUUGAAGUGAUCAAUAGGACCUUGCAGGAUUUAGUUGGUUGGUGACACGCUCACAUAUGUGGAAUGUAUUUUGCAAUAAUGUUAUGGCUAUGGCCUUAAUCUGUUGAAAAAGAAUAUUUUGUUAAACCUUUUCUUUUCUUCCUUUUUUUUUUUAGUUUUGUGUACCCACGAUCACGCAUCCCAACUUUCCUGAGUUGCUAUUGCACUUGUAUGUUGUAGACAGAGAUGUUAAAUUGCAUACUGUAUGGUUCAAUAAAGCAAAAGUAUUCUUGAUUUGCA